Molecule: messenger RNA, 4203 nt
Organism: Otolemur garnettii (small-eared galago)
Lineage: Eukaryota; Metazoa; Chordata; Mammalia; Primates; Galagidae
Gene: LIPG
Product: lipase G, endothelial type
Exons: 9
Coding region: 262-1773 (503 amino acids)
Biological process (GO): lipid metabolic process
Molecular function (GO): protein binding; lipoprotein lipase activity
Source: RefSeq, a predicted model, not a curated record
GCCCCGGCUCCCAGGAGGCGCAGGGUGAGGGCAGAUCUGGUCUGGGGCGAGCCCGGUCACACUCGCCCCCUCCCAUCGCCCGCAGCUCAGAGCUGCCAAGUUUCCAUUUUCCACCUUCUCCACCUCCCGCUGCCUAGCCCACCACCCUCCUGCUGAGAGAGGGCUGCCCGCUUCUGGUUCUGCCGGCUCGGAUCGCUAGAAACACCGAGAGGUGGCUUAAAAAAAAUUCCUGUUUCAGGGGAGGGGGUGUGGCGGGCAAGGAUGAGAAACUCCGUUCCUCUGCUCUGUUUCUGGAGCGUCUUUUGUUGCUUUGCCGCGGGAAACCCCGCACCCCUUGGUGCAGAGGGACGGCUGGAAGAUGAGCUCGACAAAUCCAGGGAUCUUCGGCCUUCAGCCAAACCCUCGGUGAGGUUUAGCCUCCGCACUACUAAGGACCCAGAGCAUGAAGGAUGCUACUUCUCCCUCGGCCACAGCCAGCAGUUAGAAGACUGCAGUUUCAACAUGACAGCCAAAACUUUUUUCAUCAUUCACGGAUGGACGGUGAGCUGGGGGAGGGAGCGCUGCAGCUUUUUGAUAUUCGGUUCCCUUUGUUUUGGUCAAUUAAAAAGAAUACUGGUGCUUCCAGAUUCCAAACCCUCUUCCCCCCUCUCCUUGUGGGCUGCUUGUAUUUCAGACAGCUGUGAAGAAUGUAAUGGGCAUUCGCUGAGGGGGCAAUGUGAUUUCCUGCAGGAGAAGGAUGAUUUUUCCCUGGAGAAUGUUCACUUGAUCGGCUAUAGCCUUGGGGCGCAUGUGGCUGGGUACGCUGGCAACUUCGUGAAAGGAACCGUGGGCAGAAUCACAGGUUUGGAUCCUGCUGGGCCCAUGUUUGAAGGGGUGGACAUUCAUAAGAGGCUGUCCCCCGAUGAUGCAGACUUUGUGGACGUCCUCCACACCUACACACGUUCCUUUGGCUUGAGCAUUGGGAUUCAGAUGCCUGUGGGCCACAUCGACAUCUACCCCAAUGGGGGUGACUUCCAGCCGGGCUGUGGACUCAACGAUGUCUUGGGAUCAAUUGCAUAUGGAACAAUCACAGAGGUGAUGAAAUGUGAGCAUGAGCGGGCCGUACACCUCUUCGUGGACUCCCUGGUGAAUCAGGACAAGCCCAGCUUUGCCUUCCAGUGCACAGACUCCAACCGCUUCAAAAAGGGCAUCUGUCUCAGCUGCCGGAAGAACCGCUGUAAUAGCAUUGGCUACAAUGCCAAGAAAAUGAGGAACAAGAGGAACAGCAAGAUGUACCUAAAAACUCGGGCAGGCAUGCCUUUCAGAGUUUACCAUUAUCAGAUGAAAAUCCACGUCUUCAGUUACAAGAAUAUGGGAGAAAUUGAGCCCACCUUUUAUGUUACCCUUUAUGGCACUAAUGCAGACUCCCAGAUUCUGCCUCUGGAAAUGGUGGAGCGGAUAGGGCUGAAUGCCACCAACACCUUCCUGGUCUACACUGAGGAGGACUUGGGAGAUCUCUUGAAGAUCAAACUCACCUGGGAGGGAGCAGCUCAAUCUUGGUACAACCUGUGGAAGGAGCUUCGCAGCUACCUGUCUCAACCCCGCAACCCGAUGAGGGAGCUGAAUAUCAGGCGCAUCCGGGUGAAGUCUGGGGAAACCCAGCGCAAAUUGACGUUUUGUGUAGAAGACCCUGAGAACACCAGCAUAUCCGCUGGCCAAGAGCUCUGGUUUCACAAGUGUCGGGAUGGCUGGAGGAUGAAAAAUGAAACCAGUCCCACUGUGGAGCUUCUUUGAGGACCCCCUUGCUGCCCAAGUUCAUGGAGGAAAGUUACUGCUGAGGACCCACCCACCCGAUGGAAGGACCCCUCUCAGCCUUGACCCUGGAGCACCAGGAACGACUUGUCUCCUGUGACGGCUGGGACUUCUGGCUGGAGGGGACUGCACUGCCCAUGUCGCUCCUGCUGCUUCUCUAGAAUAGCUCUAACUCCACACCUCCGGCAAUGCUUCUGGGCGCCAUGUCCACGCGGCUGGGUGCCCAGGACUUUUGGCACUGCACCUUGAGCUGGCUUCUCAGUUGCUGGGUGAUCCUAUGCUUUGCCUGACAAGAAACCCUGGCUCUGAAGUGACUCAGUGUGGAAGGCUGUCAGCUGUGUGGCCUGACUUGAGCCUUAGUGAGAGGUCUUUCCAAGGGGAGCUGGCUCAUGUAGGCCUCUCACCUGGUUCACACGGAGAGGGGACAGUAGCCCUGGGCUGGUGCGAGGCUGUCACUGUUGGGGUUCUUGUGGGGCUGCAUUGAUGUUCCAUCUUGUUCCUCAAAUCAUUCUCUGAAGCACACAUCACUGGCUUUCUUGUUUUUCCAUUGUUCAUUAUUUGAUUAUUUAUUGGCAUUUAAGAUUAAUUAGCAUGUGGCAGUUGAUUUGUUACUCAACCUCUCCAUUUCUAGAACCCUUCCCAUUUGGAUGGCUGUGACCGUUUGGAGAAAGGCACAAGGGUGAGAGUCAGGGACCACAAGGCCGUACAGGGUUUCUACCUAUUUCAUCUUAGUUAAAUUACACGGUUUCCCCUAAGAGUGACAUGUGUGCUCACUAGCAGAAAGAGCAAGCAGAGUAUCAGACCUGUUGGGGCCAAGAGGGGCAGUUGCCAGAUAUGACUGCUUCGGAGCAAAAUCUCGUAUGUUUAGGGAGAUAAGAGGUAUUCCACAUGAAAUCCAUAGGGUUUAUAUAGAAAUCAGCACCUGCCAACCAGAGCUGGCUCUAAGAUUUAAUACAGUGCUUUUUUCUUUUUGAAAUAUCUUUUUGUAAUACCAGUGCCCUUUCUAUGUUGAACUUCUUGAAAAAGCCUCCAGUGCUAAGUCUUUUUUUUUUAAAUUUCAAAAUACUGAAUAAGGGGGUACAAGUAGUUUUUUUUACGUGGAUAUCUCAUGUAAGGCUUCAGUCAAGGCUUUUGGUGUACCCAUCACCAGAAUAGCAUUCUUUGUACCCCAGAGGCAAGUUCUUAUCCCACAUCCACACUCCCACUCUGCUCCUUAGAUCUCAUGUUUAGGUCAGCCUUGGAAUGGAUAUGCCUGGCAUCUGAGCAACACUUUCACACUUUCAAAAGAUUAGCGUGUGCAUCACCUAAUUAGAGUGAGGUGAGUAAGCAGCUGUUAUUAUCCCUAAUUUGCAAAAUUGAGGUUUAGGGAAGUUCAACCACAGGCCUAGAAUUACAUACCACGUUGGUGGUGCAGCCAAACCAAAAGGCCCAGAUUUCCUGGAGGCAAAGUCCUUGUGCAAUCAUCCCCGAAAUCUCAUGGAGAUGUCUAUAGCCGUUUCCCACUGAUAUGCUCCAGGCAGAAGGCAAAUAAGAACUUUUUUUUCCAACCCAUAAAAUCCUAAACCCUUUUAUUAAUAUAUAACCAGGAUAAUACCUGUGCCAAGGCGUUGGGCUUUUUAUGGGUGAGAUUUGGGGGGAGGUGUGAUAUCAGGUGGGGGAGAAGGGGUGAUUUUCUUUGUACUUAGGUUCUUCAAGGACAUUGGUUUAAUCUGUAUGUGCCAAAGUUGAAUCACUGUUUAAAGCCAAACUUCUGAAGACAAAGUUAAGGUAUGUUCUCCAUCCCAUGUGUGCUUCUGUUACUCCUUUCAUGCUUUCUAACCAAAGUGAAGCUUGUAGGGUUGAGUAUCCCUUAUCCAGAAGUGUUUCAGAUUUUGAAUUUUGUUCAGCUCUUGGAAUCUUUGCAUAUACACAAUGAGAUAUUUGGGGGGGGUGGAACCCCAGUCUAAAUUCAAAAUUUCAUUUCUGUUUGCUGUAUACCUUAGACACGUAGCCUGAAGGUAAUUUUAUACAAUAUUUUAAAUAAUGUUGUGCAUAAAACAGAGUUUGUGUUAAGCACUUAUAUGUGGAACAUUCCACUGUGGCAUCAUGUCGGUGCUCAGAAAGUUUUGGAUUUGGAGCAUUUUGGAUUAGGGAUGCUCAGCCUGUGUGACUGGCCAUGCAUCCUGGUGACUUUUGACUUCUGUUUUUACUGAUGGAAGUUUUGGGAACUGAAUCCUCACUGUGUUGUAUAUUUAUGCAUUUGGCUUGAAGCCUUAAUUGUAUAUAAUGAUGCUUUUUUAAAAAUGCUGCUUAGAAUACUAUUUAUUUCUCAAAUGUAUAUAAUGUAUAAAAACAAAUAUAUGGUUAGUUUUUACUGUAAGAUUAACCAAUUUCAAGAUUAAAAAUUUUUAAUAGUAAAACAAUAAAACACUA